Frankliniella occidentalis (western flower thrips) is the source of this 1634-nucleotide messenger RNA. Its product is annotated as membrane-bound alkaline phosphatase. Gene Ontology annotation, molecular function: alkaline phosphatase activity. The record is from RefSeq and is a predicted model, not a curated record. Lineage: Eukaryota; Metazoa; Arthropoda; Insecta; Thysanoptera; Thripidae. Gene Ontology annotation, biological process: dephosphorylation.
AGUCUGCCUUCUGGACGAGCUUGGCCAAGAAGACGAUCGAGGACAGCCUGCUGAAGCGCAAGGAGAUCACCGGCGUCGCCAAGAACGUCAUCAUCUUCAUGGGCGACGGCAUGUCCAUCCCCACGCUGGCCGCCACCCGCGUCUUCAUGGGCGGCGAGAACAAGCAGCUCAGCUUCGAGCGCUUCCCGGCCGUCGGGCUGUCCAAGACGUACUGCGUGGACGCCCAGGUGGCGGACUCGGCGUGCAGCGCCACCGCCUACCUCUGCGGCGUCAAGGCCAACAUGGGCACCAUGGGGGUCAACGCCAAAGUGCCCAAGGGCGACUGCAACAUGGAGGUGGACAACUCGACGCACGUGGACUCGAUCCUGUCCUGGGGCAUGCGGGCCGGCAAGUGGGCGGGGGUCGUGACCACGACCAGGAUCACGCACGCCUCGCCGGGCGGCGCGUACGCGCACACGGCCAGCCGCGAGUGGGAGGACGACAAGCACAAGCUGGCCGACAAGAACGGCAUCAACGUGGACGGCUGCAAGGACAUCGCCCGGCAGCUCGUGGAGGAGGCGCCCGGCAAAGACUUUAGGGUCAUCAUGGGCGGCGGCAAGAGGGCCUUCGUGCCAAAGUCCGUCGACCCCAAGGGGAACCGGCUGGACGGCGCCAACCUCAUCGAGAAGUGGAAGGACGACAAGAAGGACAAGAAGGGCGUUUACGUGGAGGACUUGGACGGCCUCAAGAAGCUGGACUUCGCCAAUACCGACUACCUCCUGGGUCUGUUUGAGUAUGACCACCUGAAGUACUACCUGCAAGCGCCCGAGACUCAGCCGCGGCUGCAGGACAUGGUGACGUCCGCCAUCAAGCUGCUCAGCAGGCAGGAGAAGGGCUUCGUGCUGUUCGUCGAGGGUGGGCGCAUCGACCACGGCCACCACGACACCUUGGCUCACCUUGCCCUCAGCGAGACCCAGGAGUUCUCCGAGGCCAUCCAGGCGGCCGCCGACCUGACCAGCGAGGAGGACACGCUGAUCGUGGUGACGUCCGACCACGCGCACACCAUGAGCAUGUCCGGCUACGCCCAGCGCGGCAACCCCAUCUUCAAGUUCGCCGGCAAGACGUCCGAGGGCAGGCACUACACCACCCUGAGCUACGCCAACGGCAUGGGCUUCAACGACCACACGCGCAACCCCGACGGCACGGUGCACGACCCCACCAACGACGACACCGACGCCUUGGACUACGAGUUCCCGGCCACGGUCUACCUGGAGAGCGAGACCCACGGCGGCGACGACGUCGGCAUCUUCGCGCGUGGGCCGUGGGCGCACCUGUACACGGGCGUGCACGAGCAGGCCAUGAUCCCGCACAUCGCCGCGUACGCCGCCAGGAUCGGCCAGUUCGAGGAGCGACCCGUGUCGUCCGCGCCCGCCGCCGGCGCCGCCCUGCUGCCCGCCCUGGCCGCGCUCCUCGUGCCGCUGGUCGGCAGACAGCUGCUCGCGUAGGCCACGUCUCCCUCUCUCCUUCGCGCGGCUUCACGUGGGACACGUGAACAACAACAGCGCUGUGCCGUGCUGUGGGCACAGCCCAAGUAUGGUGUUCACAUUCAUUUUUUGAUAUAAUUUUUUAUGAGUACAAAUACACAGAAAUCCUGA